Molecule: messenger RNA, 4033 nt
Organism: Syngnathus acus (greater pipefish)
Lineage: Eukaryota; Metazoa; Chordata; Actinopteri; Syngnathiformes; Syngnathidae
Gene: wdr47a
Product: WD repeat domain 47a
Exons: 17
Coding region: 112-2898 (928 amino acids)
Molecular function (GO): protein binding
Source: RefSeq, a predicted model, not a curated record
GUCGCCGGGGAACAGAGCACCCCACCCGGCUAACGAGCCGAUGAUGAUGCCUUCUUCCUCCCCCUUCGCCUGUCCUCGGCCUGGAGAAAGCUAGUCAAAUCUCCCUCUUUAAUGCCGCCUGGUAAAUUAGCCAGAUUGCCCGUCGUCACCAUGACAGAGGAAGAAACCAUAAACGUGAAGGAGGUGGAGAUCAUCAAGGUGAUCUUGGACUUCCUCCACUCCAGGAAGUUGCACAUCAGCAUGCUGGCUCUGGAAAAGGAGAGCGGUGUCAUCAACGGCCUCUACUCUGACGACAUGCUUUUUCUCAGGCAACUCGUGCUGGAUGGUCAAUGGGAUGAAGUCCUGCAAUUUAUUCAGCCUUUGGAGUGUAUGGAGAAGUUUGACAAAAAGAGGUUCCGUUACAUCGUGCUAAAGCAGAAGUUUCUGGAAGCGCUAUGUGUGAAUAACGCCAUGUCUGCUGAGGAUGAGCCACAACAUUUGGAGUUCACCAUGCAGGAAGCGGUUAAGUGUCUGCACACCCUAGAGGAGUUCUGCCCUUCAAAAGACGACUACAGCAAACUAUGUCUACUGCUCACCUUGCCUCGCCUCACAAACCAUGCUGAGUUUAAGGACUGGAACCCGAGCACGGCCCGGGUGCAGUGUUUUGAGGAGGCUUGCGUCAUGGUGGCCGAGUUCAUCCCGGCGGAUAGAAAGCUGAGUGAGGCUGGAUUCAAAGCCAGCGGGGAUCGCCUCUUCCAGCUGCUCCUCAAAGGAGUCCUUUAUGAGUGCUGUGUGGAGUUCUGCCAGAGCAAGGCAACAGGCGAAGAGAUCACCGAGAGCGAGGUCCUGCUGGGCGUGGACAUGCUGUGCGGCAACGGCUGUGACGACGUGGACUUGUCCCUGCUGUCCUGGAUGCAGAACCUGGCCCACAGUGUCUUCUCCUGCGCCUUUGAACAGAAGCAGCUCAACAUCCACGUGGACCGUCUGGUCAAACCGGCCAAGACCGGCUACGCCGACCUGCUCACGCCGCUCAUCAGCAAGCUGUCUCCGUAUCCGUCCUCGCCCCUGCGGCGCCCCCAGUCGGCCGACACCUACAUGUCGCGCUCUUUAAAUCCGGCUCUAGACGGGUUGUCCUACGGGCUGUCCAACCAGGACAAGCGAGCGAGUGGCGGCGAGGUCGCACCGGGUAAAGGCGUCUCCCCCAUGUCUCACUCUUUUGCUAAUUUCCACUACCCCGGAGCAGGCGGUCAGAACCUCAGCAGGAGUCUUGUGAUGGAGAGCUCUGACUGCCAUAGCAUUUUUGAGGAAUCACCAGAAACGUCAAGGACCGACACGCCCGUGGACAGCAUGAUGGCUUCAAGCGCAGCUCAAAACUCGCGUCCCGCCUCGGCUCCUGGAGAGGAUGCACCAUCGGUUGGCUCUGCUGAACAGAACGAGCUCUUGGACUCCGCCGAGAAGUACGAGGAAUAUUACCGUCAGCGCCUACGUGUGCAACAGCACCUGGAGCAGAAGCAGCAGCAGAGGCAGAUGUACAAGCAGAUGUUAUUAGAAGGCGGCGUGCAGCCGGAACCUCCACCCAGUGACUUGCAGCACAGCCUCACGGAGAAGUUUCUCAACAAGUCCAUCCAGAAGCUGGAAGAGCUCAAUGUGGGAAUGGAGAGUUUAGGGGAUGAGGUGAAGUCGUUGGCCCAGCAGUGCAACGGCAACGCGCCCGACUCCGAGUGCAACAACAACCCCCCUUCCGUCAGCCCGGAGCACAACAGGAGCCGCGGGGGCGGGGCGCUCAGCAGCACGCCGCAGCACGUUGCGGGUGGCCAUCUGGUCUCGCCCCCAAAUGAAUCCCCCGUCAUCCAACAGAGCGGGCAGAAUCACAAAGCAGGUCCACAAGGUGAUUCACCGGGAUCAUUAUCCCGCAGUACAGAGGGUGGCGAGAAAGAAAAAAGACUGUUCGUGCCCGUGCAUACUCUCGAGGACACUCAGGCUGUCCGUGCCGUUUCCUUCCACCCGUCUGGGGCCCUCUACGCUGUUGGCUCCAACUCCAAAACACUCCGCGUCUGCGCUUAUCCGGAAACGCUUGACACCAGUGGCUCAAGUCCAGUGAAGCAGCCGGUGGUCCGUUUCAAGAGAAACAAACACCACAAAGGUUCAAUCUACUGCGUGGCUUGGAGCCACUGUGGGCAGCUCCUGGCGACUGGCUCCAAUGACAAAUAUGUCAAAGUUCUACCGUUCAGUGCGGAGACCUGCAACGCCACAGGCCCUGACUUGGAGUUCAGCAUGCACGACGGAACCAUCAGGGACUUGGCCUUCAUGGAGGGCCCAGAAAGCGGAGGGGCCAUCUUGAUCAGCGCCGGAGCAGGAGACUGCAACAUCUACACCACCGACUGCCAGCGAGGGCAAGGCCUGCACGCCCUCAGCGGGCACACGGGUCACAUCCUGUCUCUUUACACGUGGGGCGGCUGGAUGAUCGCUUCCGGCUCCCAAGACAAGACGGUGCGUUUCUGGGACCUUAGGGUGCCCACCUGCGUGCGAGUGGUGGGCACGGCCUUCCACGGCUCAGGCAGCCCCGUGGCCUCGGUAGCGGUGGACCCAAGCGGCCGUCUCCUAGCGACGGGACAGGAGGACAGCGCUUGCAUGCUGUAUGACAUCCGGGGAGGGCGCAUCGUGCAGGUGUACCGCCCCCACGACAGCGACGUGCGCUCGGUCCGCUUCUCUCCCGGCGCGCACUACCUGCUCACCGGCUCCUACGACACCAAAGUCUUGGUCGCCAACCUUCAAGGUGACCUGACCAAGCAGCUGCCCGUGACACUGGUGGGGGAGCACGGCGACAAGGUGAUCCAAUGCCGCUGGCACACCGAGGACCUCUCUUUCCUGUCAUCAUCCGCCGACCGUACUGUCACGUUGUGGACUCACAACCCUUGACACGGUCGCACACACAUGGCACAACGUUUAACCUUGGCAGUGUAGGGAAUCACAAUGAUCAUAAACUAGCACAUAUGACACUCCGUCACAAUAUGAAAAUUCGGCAUUCCAUACUAGGAGCCUGCAGAUGUCAGCUCUUGCACAUUUUUUGCCUCACUAGCAUCGUAGUUCAUCACUGGUAUACACACACACACUCACACUCACUGUAUGCACAUGAGUUGCAUGCGCUUUCACUGACAAGAACGAAGCUCGUUUUCAUGAUGGUGCCUUUCUUGAGUUCUCAACACAGCAGACCCGAUCAAAUUCAAUGUUUUUUUGCCAACCCGUUUCCUUUAGCUACUGUUGUAGUUUUUCCUUUAAAUAAUUGUUUGGGAGAAGUGGAAGUAAUCAUGUGAAGUUGCAAUUUGCGAUCGUUCAGUGUGUCGAAUAGCAAUCUUGUGGCAGCUUUUACGGUCUGGUGUUGCCUACCAACAUGCUGAUAGUACCAUACGUGUAAAUUGUUCUUAAAUCGAGUCAUCAGUAUUUUUUUGAAGGAGCCAUUAUAAACAAUGAGCGAUUCAAUCGCAUGGCUUAAAAACAAUUGCUGCGAUUGUUAUCAGCGUCCAAGAGGAAUACAAGCCUCUUUUUUUUUUUUUUCUUCAUUUGUAGUUCUUUUGUUUAAAUGCUGCUGUAAAGAUGCCCCAUCAAUAAGGGGCAGUCACUCCGCUUACUAAUUUUAUGCACAGUAAAUAGGAAGUUAAUAUUUAUUUGAAGCCAGUAUUUGGGACAUUGAUUAAGUUCAGUUCUUGAUAUUUAAUGCACUUUGCUGUUUGAUGCAACUGUUUUAUCCUUGUGAAUUAUUUUCAAACAUUUUGAAUCCUUGCAUAACACCAAACUAAUACAUGCAUAUUUAUGUCUGUUACGAUUAUGUACAGUUAGUAUGUUUUUUAAAUGCUAGUGACUGAUGUAUUAAGCCUCUUAUUUUCUGAAAAAUAAAAAAGGGAUUUAAUUUAAUGCAAGCUAACAACAGAUUUAUUGUUUUUAAAUGCUAGUGACUAAUGUAUUAAGCCUGUCUUAUUUUCUAAAAAAUAAAAAUGAUUUAAUUUAAUGCAAGAUAACAGAUUGAUCUCAUGUUCAAUAAAGUUUCUUUACAUCA